Diachasma alloeum is the source of this 1951-nucleotide messenger RNA. It is a transcript of the gene Vta1, whose product is annotated as vacuolar protein sorting-associated protein VTA1 homolog. The transcript has 8 exons. The record is from RefSeq and is a predicted model, not a curated record. Gene Ontology annotation, cellular component: multivesicular body. Gene Ontology annotation, biological process: late endosome to vacuole transport via multivesicular body sorting pathway. Lineage: Eukaryota; Metazoa; Arthropoda; Insecta; Hymenoptera; Braconidae. The coding region runs from base 339 to 1493 and encodes 384 amino acids.
CGUAGUAGAAUGGCUAUAUGGACCUCCUCUUCCACUGUACAUAUAGUAGAACUAGCAGAUAAUUUCCUGAGAUCAGUGGUGGGGCAAUAAGGAUUACUAGCAAUUCUAAACGAACUCUUCCUUUGGAUUCACUAUACUCCAGCCCCAACAGGGAGGAGAGUGUUGUGCUUAUGUAGUAAACGAAAAAUAAGGUUAGACUCCCACAGCUGAUGACGCUGAUGAGUAUUAUUGCCGUCAUCGAGUCAACGGAAUAGAGUUUUUAAUAAUACGCAGAUAAAUCUUGAAUAAAUUAAAAAGCCUUUCCACAAGUAAAAAAAAACUGUCUAUUGUCAUUCGCAAUGCCCGCUCCAGAGUUGUCGGAGCUUCCAGCGAGCCUCAAGAGUAUUCAACCCUACUUGAAGAUUGCAAAUGAGCAUGAUCAACGGGAUCCGGUUGUCAGCUACUGGGCACGCCUCUAUGCCUUACAAACCGGCAUGAAGCUCAGCUCAAAGGGCCCAGAAGAGCGUAAUUUCCUCAUUAAACUUAUGGACUGGCUUGAAACCACGAAGAAGGAACAACACGACAACGAGGCUAUAACUAAUGAAGUUGCCGCACAGGCACAUCUUGAAAAUUGGGCACUCAAACUAUUUCUGUUUGCUGACAAGAACGAUCGUGCCGGUAAUUUCACCAAGAAUGUCAUACAGAGUUUUUACACCGCUGGAUUGCUGUAUGACGUGCUGACAACUUUUGGGGAAUUGACCGAUGAGGCAGCGCAGAAUAGAAAAUAUGCUAAAUGGAAGGCUGCUUACAUUCACAAUUGUUUGAAGAACGGAGAGACUCCGGUGCCGGGUCCUGUUAAUUCUGAAAAGGACGACAGUGAGGUGCCUCCAAAACCAGAUGAACAACUUGAUAACUCUGAUGAUGAUAAUGAACUGGAAAAAUCCGAGAGUCUGGAAAAUCCAGCAGAAAAGAAUGAAGCGGAGCCUGAAGCCGAACCCGAGGGUUUUGAUAAUGCCGAGAAUAUACAAGACGAGAAACACGAUGCAGAAGCUGAAUCGGAACUAAAAGAUGAAACUGCUGGGGUCGAAGAGGAGGUCGAUAAACCCCCACAGCCUGCAUCCGAUAAUGAUGACGAAGAAGCCGAACCAUCUCAGCCUACACCGCCACCUCGUGCAGACCCUUAUGGUUUCCCAUCGCCUCCUGGUGCUACAAAUCCCCCAGCAACACCAGCGACCUCCAGUAUACCCCCUUAUCCCUCUCUUCCAUCGGACAAUUCUCUCCCUUCGACCCCACAGCCUUACAAUCCUCCAUCGACUCCAAUUACCACCAAUCCCUCGGUUGAUUAUUCAUCAAGAUUGAAUGCUGGCGAAAUCACUCUGACCGCAGAACAAAUGACGAAAGUAUCGAAAUACAUAAAAUGGGCAGGAAGCGCAGUCAAUUACGAUGAUGUUCCAACGGCAGUACAAAAUCUACAGAAAGCUCUCCACUUGUUAACAACCGGGCAAGAUUCCUGAAUAUCUUGCGACCGUAAUACACUCUCCAAGGUACAUUUUACUCUGUGCACUUAUUCGUUUAUAUUGCAAAAAUAUCGCUGUUUACUAAUCUCUAAUGAAAAGAGACAAAAUAAUCCAAGAUGAUUGCGACAUUCGCUUUCUCGAAUGGAGAUAUUAGAAAACGACCUAAUGAUCAAUUUCCCAUAUUUUUUUUAUGAAGCUGCAGAAGCGUUUUUCCAAUUUUGGAAUGCUUGUAAAUAAUAAAACAAUAUUAUGGAAAACUAAAAUAAUAUAAACUAAUUGUUAGCUUAAAGAAAAAUUGUAGCAUGGUCAUUUCUUACCUUUUAUUAUCAACCAUUAUGAAAUAUUAGUAAUCGGUGUCGGUAUUUGGCUAGUUGAGGAACAGGUCGGUUCACGUGAAAGGUGAAAGAAUUUAUAAAAGCUGGGGUGUCACAAUUACAAAUCAAAAUCAUUAUUAA